AUGGAGCCUAGUCAGGAUAUUAGCAAGAGGAAACUUGUGAAAGAGAAGGCAAUCUACGAUGAAGAAGUCAGUUCCAUGGAUAUCUUACACAGAAAUCUUAUGGGUUAUCACCACAAGUUUGCACCCUGAAAAAUGAAAGAGGAAGGAACUCUGCUUACUUUCUUACUAGAACCUGGAGUAAUAGAAAUUCCGUACAUGAAGAGGUAUCAGAAGACUAGUUCUGCAGUUAAGUUAGUAUCCUGAUUAAACAUCUGGGGGAAAUAAAGGAUAUCGUUCAGAGAAAAUACUCAAUUUCUUGAAGAGUCUUAAUCCCAAGGAAAUCAAAGAAUUCAUUAUGUAUUAUAUUAAUGAUGUUGCAAGGCCUAUACCUCGGAAGAUAUUCUGUCAGUAUGCCAGACUUUUCCCCUUUGUGACAGAGAGCAUUUCUUUGGCUAAACUGAAAAUUUCUGAGAAACAAUUGAAUUGAAUAUUCAGAUAUUGACAGCCUAGCCAGAAAUUGCAUUUUGAUCAAUGUAGAAUAGAAGCUCAACAUUUUAAAGAGAAAAUAAAAGUAAAGACACUAGAAAUAAGGAAAUUGUAUGAUAUGUCAAUGAUAGUUUGUAAAUUUUUUGAGCAUCUUGCUAACUGAGAAGAAGUUGAAAAGCUUAUUCUAGAAUCUAAUAUAAAAAAGAAAAACAUGGAAAAGUUGGUUGAGAAGUAUCAAGUGACUUGGAUAUCCAUCCUAAAUUGUUUUGACUCUCCAGGAUCGUUUUACCGAAUCUACCCAACUUCUGGAUAACCUUCA
Molecule: messenger RNA, 784 nt
Organism: Moneuplotes crassus
Lineage: Eukaryota; Ciliophora; Spirotrichea; Euplotida; Euplotidae
Source: the annotation of a GenBank genome assembly